AUGGCUAAUAAUAUGGACUCGUUCUUGUCGGAUUUGAAACAAUCUCAGUUUGACAGUCUCUCCGAUAUAAGGAAAUCCCAACAAGAAUUCCUCAAUUCGAUCUGUGACAAUGAACGGUCCAGCUAUAAUUCUGAUAGCGAUUUUGGGAGACAAAAUGUAAUACAUAUUGAUGGGGCCUCAGCUUUAAAUAAUCUAUUGAAUUGUGAUGGUUCAAAUACCGCUAUUGACUUUACUGGAUCUACCAGUACGGAUAAAUCUCCAGAAGUCGUUGAGAAUGAGAAGACCGCUACUAUCAUUGCCCCUAUGACGAUUAGGCCUAGUAUUAAUAAUUCUACCUCGCAGAGUGAUAGAAGUAAAAAGUUGCCUUCGUCAACUAUUACUUCAGGCAUGCUAGAUGUCGAUGUAGAUACCGACUUGAAUAAUGAUAAUUUUAAUUCGACACGAGAGUCUCAAACUCUACAAAGAGCAGACGAAUUUUCAGGGAUAUUCUCACAAUACAGCGAAACUGCCAGACCGGAGAAUUGCCAGAAUUUGAGCAUAACGAAGGUUAACAAAUCUAUUUGGGAUUCUUUAUCGUCGGAUACGAGAUCGUCUGAUAUCAAACUCCAAAAAGUACAACAGCUGAUUAUAAAAGGAUUAGUUCCAUUAACACUGUUGGUACAGAAUUUCAUGGAAUCUCCACAAAGCGACACCGCUUCCGGUGAGGUUACUAACAGUAAAGACUGCUUUAGAAUGUUGACAGACUCAAUGGCUUUGUUUGCGGCUGCAAACUCCGAAGUUAAUGGAAGGCGUCAGGUAUUAAUGAAACCAGAUGUGAACUCAUCUUACCGUUCCCUAUGUACUGUUAAAGGGGAGAAUGGUCCUCUACUGUUUGGAAAUGAUUUACCUCAACGCCUACGAGACAUCAGUGAAACCAAUCGAGUCACUAGUCGAGUUUUUGGUCAACAAAGUCGACCAUAUCGUCCUGAUAAUAAUUUUAACAGAGAUUAUACUAGAAAAGGAUCUCGUCAAUUCCAUCCUUAUAAUAAACCUAAUUUCCAACCACGAUUUAAUCAAAAUGGGUCCAAUAAGUAUCGUGGAAACACCAGAGGAAAGGGUCCUUUUUAG
Lottia gigantea (owl limpet) is the source of this 1107-nucleotide messenger RNA. RefSeq lists its product as hypothetical. The record is from RefSeq and is a predicted model, not a curated record. Bases 1 to 1107 code for a protein of 368 amino acids. The transcript is spliced from 2 exons. NCBI's taxonomy places the organism in Eukaryota, Metazoa, Mollusca, Gastropoda, Lottiidae.